UCGGGCGCUCCUGCAAUAGGUGGCAGGCAACUCUGCUGCCCACGUCCAUGGUGCAAACGACGAAACAGAUGAGGGCCGUCCCUUGCUAUAAAUAAACCACCAUGAAGCCCAGUUUAUCGGAUCCCACGACUCCCCCACUUCCGCCAUCCAGGCACGCGUCUCCUCGAUUUCCCAGGACUUCUCUUCUUCUGCACCCAAGCUUCCCCCAUUCUGUUCUGCCAUCAAUUUUCUCCGUCCUGAAUAGAAAUACAGAUGGAGGGGACUGUGUUCACUCCCUCCCUUGAGGGGAUGAAGCAUGUCAAGUCAGAGAGUGGCGUGAUCCUGACCAAGCCGUUUCUUCAAGUAUGCAAGCACAUCCUUCCUGUGCUAGAGAAAUUUGGGUCAGCCAUGUCUAUUGUCAAGACUGACAUAGGAGGCAAUAUCACGAGGCUGGAGACAAAAUAUGCAUCUGAUCCUACAAAGUAUGAGCAGCUGCACAGUAUGGUGAAAGUAGAAGUUAGCGCAAAGACUGCAAAAAGUUCUAGCAGUUGUACCAACGGUCUUCUAUGGCUGACAAGAGCCAUGGACUUUUUGGUUGCGCUGUUCCAUAAUUUGGUACAGCACCCAGAUUGGCAAAUGUCACAAGUUUGCAGUGACGCGUAUAGCAAAACACUGAAGAAAUGGCAUGGCUGGCUGGCGAGUUCGAGCUUUUCGGUUGCCAUAAAGCUUGCACCAGACAGGAAGAAGUUCAUGGAGGUCAUCAGCGGUUCGGGCAACAUCAAUGAAGACAUUGAGAAGUUCUGCUCCACAUUCUCCCCUUUGCUGGCAGAAAACCACAAGUUUCUAGCCAGUGUGGGCAUGGACGAUCUUAAGGCAUCUUGAUGCAGUACACUUUGUUUGUCAUUCAGCAUGCUCUGUGCCAAGCUUACAGAAACAAGCAUCAUUUUGUUGUUCAAUUUGUAUUGUGGUUCAUGAGUCUCUGCUGCAUGUAAAUGUAACAUUUAUUAUAUCCUUGUUGUCUUCCAUAAACAUUUGUUCACCUCAGUAUUCUGAUUAAUUCGAUUAAAUAUCAUGAGCA
Messenger RNA from Setaria italica (foxtail millet), 1057 nucleotides. RefSeq names its product glycolipid transfer protein 1. Bases 253 to 861 code for a protein of 202 amino acids. Gene Ontology annotation, biological process: intermembrane lipid transfer; ceramide transport. Gene Ontology annotation, molecular function: ceramide 1-phosphate binding; ceramide 1-phosphate transfer activity. Lineage: Eukaryota; Viridiplantae; Streptophyta; Magnoliopsida; Poales; Poaceae. The record is from RefSeq and is a predicted model, not a curated record. Gene Ontology annotation, cellular component: cytoplasm; membrane; cytosol. The transcript is spliced from 7 exons.